Messenger RNA from Rhopilema esculentum, 3687 nucleotides. RefSeq names its product atos homolog protein A. NCBI's taxonomy places the organism in Eukaryota, Metazoa, Cnidaria, Scyphozoa, Rhizostomeae, Rhizostomatidae. The record is from RefSeq and is a predicted model, not a curated record.
GCUGCUGCAGACCAAAACAAAAUUUGAUGGAGGAUGUUUUCAGAAGGAUGUUUGUGAUCCGAGGAAAUUUGAGAAUUAGUCACCGGCCUGCUAUCUUAAUGGCAAAGAAAUGAGUCAUAUGCUGGCAGAAUAGUGAAAAGGUCACGCGGAAUGAAGCCGAACGAAGAUAAGAACCCCGAAAGUCUAGACUAUGAGGUAUCACCUCUGGAAGUGUUUCAAGAUGUUGGUGUUUUAAUAGUUGAAGGCAGACUGCCAGAAUUUUCCUUCAGUGGACGGCGAGAAGGCACCCACUGCUGGCCAGUCAGUCCGUUUUCAGAAAAGAAUUGCUGUCAUGUGGGCAGUGAAAAUAAAAGAUCAAUGUGCAAUUUUGUCAAGUCAACUAGAAAGAGAAUGGAGGAUAUUUGGAAAGGAACAAUUCCACUUUUUAUUGAAGUGCUUGUUUGUCUGGAUAACUUGUUUCCUCAUACUGGAAAGGAAAAAGACCCUUCUGAAAUAUACUUAGAUUUUCUGCCUGAUAGUCGCACCCAAGGAACAUUGUUGUUGGAGCGAUGGAAACUUAAACUGAAUGACAAAAGCUUCAGUUCAAGUCCUUCAUCAUUUGUGAGCAUCAAUAUGUUGUUACAGGCAGUGCGAUCUUUUCUACAUUUCUCACAACUAAGUGCCUGGUUGAUUAGGACAGGAGGCAGAAUACCAAGCUCUUUAAUUUACAGGAUAGUUAAAGAAGAGGAUGUCCAUCCAUUAGAUUUCAUCUCACCCCCAGAGGCACACACUUUCCCACAAGCAUUAAUUUCAAGAACUGAAGUUGUUGAGACAAUUGUGCACUCAUUACCAAGGUUGAACCUGGAAACACUUAUAUCAAUGAGUCCAUAUCGAGAGUUUAACUUAUUAAUUGAGAGGCAAAUAUGGAUGUGCUCACAUGAAAAAGCUGUACAAAAAAGUGAAUUUGGAAUGGAGAUAUCAAACAACUCAACUGAUUCAGAGGAAACUCCUUAUAAGAAAAAACUGACUAAAGGAAGUGAAAAUGGAUGUCAAAAUGGCACACAUUGUGAUGUAAUUUUUGUACCAGAUCCUGUUGUACGACCACGGAUUAAAUUACAAAGAGAAAGAACAGGAAAGAUAGGCGCAGCAUUGAGGAAAAGGUUGUCCUUUGAAUGUGAUCAGCAGACAACACAGGAGUUACCAGGUUCACAAAAGUUUGAAAGAUGGCAGAAAAAAAAUGGGCCAAAGUGCAGAAGAAUGUUUAGUUUUGAGGGAGGUGAUGAUAGAAAGAAAAAAACAUUAGAAUCUCGAGCAAUUUCAUGCCAACAAGGUAAAAAAUGUGAAGGAAAUAGUGGUAAUUCAGAUCAUGAUUUUGAUGUUGUUAUGUCACUUGAAGAUGAAUGGAAUGCUAAGUCAUCUAAAACUGCAUUGAAUGAAGACAAUUCUGUAUCAAAAGGAAAUAUUCAUAAAGACCUGGUUGCUAGUGAUAGAAGUAAUGACUGUCAGCUUGUUUCAAGCAGAAAUCCCACUGUAGAAGACUGCUCAAGGCAUAAGAUCUUUCACAUUGGGACUGAAGAUGGAGACGAUAAUGUGUUUAAAGACAAUAACAACUGUAAAAUUGACAACAUGGUUGGUACUAGUGAAAAUGGCUUGGGCAGGUUUUCAAAUGAAAGCAGGUGUCAAUCACGUGGAAAAUCUUCUGCAAAUGGAGGAAAAGUAGUCACAAACAGUUGCAAUGAUGGUGUCAAAUGUGAUGACAGAGAAAGUGAAAAGCAAUUUGAUCUAAAUUUAAAUGUAGAUAAAAACACUGCAGACAGUGCAAUAACUAAGCUUGAGUCUCAGGUUAACAGUUUAUCAUUUGCUGAGCAAAUACAACAGAAUGGUAACGAUAAAGGUGGGAAGAGUUCAAGAAUUCAAGUUGAAAAUGAAAUGGAAUCAUCUCUGCCAGAUGGAAAAUUACAUUUAGGAAGGUGUUUUUCUUCAGCAAACUUCUCAAAGAAUACCAAAGAGAAGAUGCGCAGAUCAGAGUCUUACACAGGCGCGAGGCCCAUUCCCUUUGCAACACGACUUUCUCUAGGCGCUUGCACCGUUCCCGUGUUCCAUGCAAAAACCGGUCUUCCAGUUGCGUCCAGUCCAGCGCCAUUGAGAAGGCCCGAGAAGGCAAAAAACGGCGAUGAAAAUGGAAAUGAAAACGGGACAUUGCUGUCGCCAAGCGUGGAAAUCAAGAAAUCUCGAAAGUCUUCCUGUGAAUAUGGCGGGCUCCAAAGCAGCAAGCUCCUGAGCAGAAGUGCCCCCGCAUCUACGCGUCUUCUCGGCAACUUCGAGGAAUCUGUUUUAAAAGGACGAAUUCCUGUUUUUGGAACUGUUGAGGGUUUCACAGCCGAAAUUGGUGCAAGUGGUUUGUUUUGCCCCAAACACAUCACCUUACCGAUCAAAUGCCAAUUCUUUAGGACAUCUGAUGACAAUGCCCCCUCACCUUAUAUGGGGCACAUUUCGCUGCGAAACUCAAAAGGCAAAAAAGGCUAUCAUGUGCCGCGCAAGGGAACAAUUCAACUGACGCUUUUCAAUCCAAACAAAACCGUUCUCAAGGUCUUCGUCGUUUUGUACGAUUUCAUGGACAUGCCCGCAGAUUCGCAUACCUUCCUUCGCCAGAAGAUUGUUUCGGUCAAAAAAUAUUCAGAUGACAAGGAUGAGCAGCAAAAUCUUCAUUAUUUGGUUCAUUUAAGGUUUGCUUCCACCAAGCAUGAUCGGAUCUACUUGCACACUGAUGUCCGAGUGAUCUUCCCGCAGCAGACUCCGGACACGACAGGAUCGAAUCUAAAAAUAUUGACCUAUGGUCCAGUGGAGCCUAAAUACACGCCAAGAGAUCGGUGACAACCCUGCUUAUCUUAGCCUUAUUUAUACAAUGUAUAUUUGCAUCCAAUGAUAUUACUACACCUUAAUAUAGAAUGUAUGCCUGUUGCUUGUAUACCAUAGUUUAUAAUAGAUCGUAUGCCUGUGUGUACGUCAUACCAAAUCUUAGACCAUAUGCCUUAAGCUUGUAUGCUACUUUAUAAAAGGCCUUAUGCAUGUUAACUGUGGUUGCUCCAUUUGCUAGGCGUUGCCUUGCUUGCUUGAAUGUUGCCUCGCAGUUAUCGUUGCAGCCUCACCACUAUGUACUACACUCAGUGGAACAAUUAACCAUCAUCGCAGGUGUUUUGUUUGGAUCCAUUUAGGUCCCGUGCUUUUUUCACGCGCGCCCUCUGCACGGGCUCUACCAGGGUCCUGGUGGAUCUUGGCGGGUUAAAAUGGCUUUCCGAUUUCACAUUGCCAUUAUGAUCCAAUCUUAGUUUGUUUAGUUAAUUUUUAAUGAAUUGCAGCUUAAAAGAUGGACGAUUCCAAAUGAUGUUUCACGGCAAAUUUCUUGAGCAUUGCAAAUGUUUUUCUUCUGGUGAGGUUGAAGAUACUUGUUGUCUUGAUUUCAAUCUUGAAUUCUUAGUUUGUAUCGAAUUAUUCAUUAUUAAUAUAUGCUAAUGUACCCAAGUUGUGUGCGUGUGAAUAAUUAGGCAAUUGAUGCUAAUGUAUUUAGUUUGUUAAGUCUAUUAUGCAUCUUUACUUAGGAAUAUUAAAUUAUUUAUAAAUGGUUAGGUUAGCUCUGUACAAUCUUCGAUUUACUCGAAUGUUAAAAAAUUUUUGGUGUUGAAUUUUUUUUGCUAAUGGCAAAUGAAA